AUGCGUGUCUUCAUUGAUGCAGAUUUCUUACCAUCAGCACCAUCUGAUGAGCCUGCGGAAGACAAGAGGCCAAGUUCACCAACUUCGUCUGACACUGUCAUUGAACCAGCGGUGUCUCCUCUCACUGAUAUUUUCCCAAAACAGACUGCGCCAGAAGACACAAGUAGGCUAUUUACACUCAAGCUAGUCAUGUCCUGUACACACUGUGAUCCCGGCGUAGGCGUGGACGCGUUCUUCCACGCCCUGUACACGCAGAACUCGACUCGCACCGUCAUGCUGCUGGGCUCCGCCUGCUCUGACGUCACCGAGAGCCUCGCCAAGGUCGUGCCCUACUGGAACAUCGUCCAGGUGUCGUUCGGGUCGACGUCUCCGGCGCUGAGCGACCGCAAGGAGUUUCCGCUCUUCUACCGCACCGUGGCGCCGGACUCUUCACACAACCCGGCCCGGCUGGCGUUCGUGCGCGGCUUCGGCUGGGACACGGUGGCCGCGCUCAGCCAGAACGAGGACGUCUACUCACUGGCGGUGAACGACCUCGUGACGGAGCUGGAACAGGCCAACAUCACAUGCAGCGCCACCAUCACCUUCGCAGAGUCCGACUUCGAGGACCAGAUGCGCAUGCUGCGGGAUCUUGACACCAGGAUCAUCAUCGGCAGUUUCUCGCAGCAGGUGGCUCCGAAGAUUUUUUGUGAGGCCUACCAGCUGGGCAUGUUCGGCGGCGACUACGCGUGGAUCCUGCAGGGCGGGCCCGACAGCCGCUGGUGGCGCAACGCGUCGGCCCCCUGCCCGCCCACGCAGCUGGCCGCCGCCGUGGAGGGCCUGCUGCUCGUCUCCUCGCACAACCGCCUCGUCGGCAGCGCGCCCGCCAUCUCGGGCAUGACGAACGCGCACUUCGUGGAGGAGUUCUCUCGGCGCGCGCUGCCCGUGUCGCCGUACGCGCCGCAGACGUACGACGCGGUGUGGGCCAUCGCCCUGACGCUGCGCGCCGCACACCGCCGCUGGGCCGGCGCCACCACGGUGCGCCACUUCGACUACUCGCGCCGCGACAUGGCCCAGGAGUUCCUGCGCCAGAUGGGCCGCCUCAGCUUCCUCGGAGUCUCGGGUCCAGUGUCUUUCAGUGGCGCCGACCGCGUCGGCAUCUCAGCGUUCUACCAGGUACAAGGUGGCGAGGUGGUGACGGUGGCGCUGUUCGACCCCGCGACGGGCGCGCUCGACUUCGGCUGCCCCGGGUGCGGCGCGCUGGCGUGGCAGGGCGGCCAGGUGCCGGUGGCGCGGCGCGAGUUCCGGCUGCGCGUCGUCACCAUCGAGCCGGCCGCCUUCCUCAGCGUCGCCUGCCUCGCCGUCGUCGGCAUCUCGCUCGCCGUCGCCUUCCUCGCCUUCAACCUGCACUUCCGCAAACUCAAGUACAUCAAGCUGUCGAGCCCGCGCCUCAACAACAUGGCGGUGGUGGGCUGCAUCCUGGUGUACACGGCCGUCAUCCUGCUGGGCCUGGACCACGCCACGCUGCCCGCCAGCACGCACUUCCCCGCCGUCUGCACGGCACGGGUUUACCUGCUGUCAGCUGGAUUCUCCUUGGCUUUCGGCUCCAUGUUCACGAAGACGUAUCGCGUGCACAGGAUCUUCACCAGAAGUCGCAGCGGAGUCGUAAAGAAUAAGCUGCUGCAGGACACGCAGCUAAUAUCGCUGAUCUGUGUGCUGCUGUUGAUCGACGGUCUGAUCGUGACGCUGUGGGUGAUCGUGGACCCCAUCCAGCGCCACCUGCGCAACCUCACGCUCGAGAUCAGCGCGUCCGACCGCAGCGUCGUGUACCAGCCACAGGUGGAGGUGUGCCGGUCGCAGUACACGCACUCGUGGCUGGGCGCGCUGUACGCCUACAAGGGCCUGCUGCUCGUCGUGGGGGUCUACAUGGCCUGGGAGACGCGGCACGUGAAGAUCCCGGCGCUGAACGACUCGCAGUACAUCGGCAUGAGCGUGUACAGCGUGGUGAUCACCAGCGGCAUCGUGGUGGUGCUGGCCAACCUCAUCUCGGAGCGCGCGACGCUCGCCUUCGUCACCAUCACGGCGCUGAUCCUGACGUCGACGACGGCUACGCUGUGCCUGCUCUUCCUUCCCAAGAUGCUGGCCAUCCUGGGUCGCGCCGCGCACGCCGACCCCAUCGUCGAGAGCAUGGGCCUCAAGAUAGAGUGCAACACCCGCAGGUUCGUGACGGACGACCGGCGGGAACUGUACUACCGCGUGGAGGUGCAGAACCGGGUGUACCGGCGGGAGAUGGCCGCGCUCGACCUGGAGAUCGGCCGCCUCAAGCGGCAGCUGUUCGACUCCCCUGCGGCCUCCUCUGCCGGCUCCACCUCCUCCGUGGGCACCAAGCGGGGCGAGCUGUCGCCGCUGGAGGCGACGGCACUGGCGCGGUUGAGCAUCGACGAGGCGAUGCCCAACCCGGCGGCCGGCGUGGGCGGCGGGCUGCCGCUGCUGCUGCUGUCGGUGCUGCCGCCGGUGAUCCCGCGCGCCAGCUGGCCCUCGGCCGACCGCGGCCAGCUGCCCAUGCGCCGCCAGGUCACCUUCAGCUCCGAGCCCAAGCUGGACGACAACGUCGCCUCCGCCGUCUGCUCCCAGCCCGCGCCCUCCGCCCACGGCGACUACGACGACGUCGCCAGCUUCGACCACGACGGUGACGUCGACCCGGAUGUGGAGGGACUGCACGGCGCCAAUCGGAAGCAGGGAGUCUUUGGCCGCAUCUGGAGCUUUUUGGGGAGCAGUCGCCCUUCCAGUCGCAAGGCGUCGGCGACGUCGUUCAGCGGCGGCGGCGGCGGCGCUGGGAUCGCGUCUGCGCUGCGGCUCCACAUGGGCUACUUGUCCGGCCUGGUGGCGGGGGCGGGACCCGGGGCCCACCAUGGCGGCUCCGGCGCGUCCACACUCAGCCACAGCCAGUGCGCGCUCGGAACAGCGAUGGUGCCGGCGUCAUCGCGCGAGCUGCACCCCCUGAAGAAGCUGAGCAGCGCCGGCAUAGCCACGGGCGGCAGCGGGCCCAUCAUCAGCGUCACCUCCAACGACGACGCCGACGCCGACGCCGACGCCGACGCAGGUCGCCGCAAGUUCUCGCUCGGCAUGUGUCUCUCCAGGGACCUGGACGGCGGCCCCGUAGGCAGCCCGUGCGUGCUGUCCAAGGAGGCGCUGCGGCGCGCCAGCGCGGGGGCGUCGCCGCGUCCGCGCGCCGGCAUCCACCACCAGCACUCGCAGCCCAACCUGCCGUUCCGCGAGCGCGCCAAGGGGUCGCCGCGCUUCCCGCACCGCGUCGUGCCCACCUGCAGCCUGACGGCGCUCGACAGCCGGCGCAAGAGCAGCCGCGCCGACCUGCUCGACAAGUGCCGCUCGCUCGAGGACGCCCGCUCCUUCCACUGCGGGUCGGCCGCUGCGCACGCUGCAGUCCACCAGGUACACCUGCCGCCGCCUGACUGGCCUCCGAACACGCCUUUCUACGACAUCUUGAGGUAUCGGGUGUCUGGGUCCAACUGGAAACCCCGUGCUGCCAGUUACAGUCCCAACUGUGACGUUUGGGGGACGGCGGAGUUCGGCAUCCCUCUGAGUGAACUGGCCAACAGCAACCGCGGGCGAGACCGCGACAGCGCUCCCAACGUGAAGGACUAGAAACAGCACCACCUGAAGAGGUGC
This is a messenger RNA of Schistocerca americana (American grasshopper), 3666 nucleotides long. RefSeq names its product gamma-aminobutyric acid type B receptor subunit 2 (gene GABA-B-R3). The record is from RefSeq and is a predicted model, not a curated record. Gene Ontology annotation, cellular component: membrane; G protein-coupled receptor heterodimeric complex. NCBI's taxonomy places the organism in Eukaryota, Metazoa, Arthropoda, Insecta, Orthoptera, Acrididae. The transcript is spliced from 22 exons. Bases 1 to 3642 code for a protein of 1213 amino acids. Gene Ontology annotation, biological process: gamma-aminobutyric acid signaling pathway; G protein-coupled receptor signaling pathway. Gene Ontology annotation, molecular function: G protein-coupled GABA receptor activity.